Molecule: messenger RNA, 5324 nt
Organism: Plectropomus leopardus (leopard coralgrouper)
Lineage: Eukaryota; Metazoa; Chordata; Actinopteri; Perciformes; Serranidae
Gene: tex2
Product: testis expressed 2
Cellular component (GO): endoplasmic reticulum
Molecular function (GO): lipid binding
Source: RefSeq, a predicted model, not a curated record
UCAUCUGGAAAAGCUGCAUUGUGUUUUGAGCGUCUGUGUUUUUAGCAGCUGCUCAUUAGCCACAGGGGCUUGUUAGCGGUGUUUGUGGAGGGGGACCCGCGUCUGCCAGGCAAGCUGCAACGCCGUGACGCAAUUCACACUCUCCUGCUGCAACACAAUCAAAUAUGAAGAGCCAGAGUGCCGACGACGAGCUGCUCCUUUGGCUGUAAAUAUCACGGAAAUGCUGAGGAGAGAGGAGCGGGGGGUGUGGCGCUGACCAUCACCCAUUCACCAAAACAAUACACGCCCAGCGCUCGUGCAAUUGUGGCGUAAAAAGCCGCGCCGGGGAGCCGCGUUUGGUCACAGUCUGUCCGCUCCGGACACCUCACUGGGUGCACAGGCCAGCCCGCCGCGAUCCGUCCCUCUGCAGACUGCCAACAAAACGCAGGGAUCCUCAUCGCAUUACGCAGAUUCAAAGCCUGGAUGCAGCGCGAGCCAGUGGCCUGCACGAGAAGAUGCGAUAACUACGGUAAGAUUAAAGGCGUGUUUGCACCAUGAGUGCAGGUUGUGUUGCAAGAGGAGAUUGAAUGCCUCUAAAAUCUCAAGGCUGUGAGCCCUGUGCAGGGUGGUGAUGAGCAGUCAGGGCAGCAGCAGCAGGGGAAGUGGCCAGCAUGCUGACACUCCUCCCCUUCGUCACGCCCCCGGACCCAAGCUGCAGGUGCAGCGCUCCCUCUCUCGCGACACCAUCACCAUCCACUUCUCUGCUCUGGGGAAGGAGGAAGACGACGAGGAAGAGGAGCUCUACGGGGUACCUGUUGGAUCUGCCGCGGAUAAAUCUGAGCUUGACGGUGCAGGGGGGUUUCAAGGUCUAGAAGCUUCGGGGGCUGAUGACCAGUCUGUCGCCACGGGCUUGGAGGCAAAAGAGGAGCUGCUGUUUGACUCCACUGGUGUGGAGACCUCCUCAGGAGCUGCUGUACUCCCUGUUUCAUCCACCACUCUGUCCGUGCAGCCCUCAGACCCUCAUCCACACACACCAUCUCCAGCUAUGACUAUCACCCCCACCUCCACGCACCCCCACCUGAGCUCCACCCCUCCUGCCAGCUCCUCCUGGCCCUCUGACCGACCCUCAGUCAAUCCUCCAUCCACAAGCUCCAGCUCCUCCUCCUCCCCUUGCAAGUCUGCAGCUCUGUCCUCCUCCAAGCCUUUCCUCAGCCUGGUCAGGUCUUUGUCCAAUGACGUCGAGUCUCGAGAUCCCACCCCUGCGCUCACAGCUGUUGCACCACCACAUGCACGACACCGUCACUUAAUGAAAUCUUUUGUUAAGUCUCUUUCCACGGACACCUCAAAGGCCGAACAUCAGGAGGGGCCUCUUCAUCACCAUCUUCAUCACCCCCCUCAUCAGCAACAGCAAGCACAGCCAUCCCAGCGGCCUCCACCUCGCAACAUGCAGCUCUUCAAACAGUUCUCCCAGCCUCGCUUAUCCUCCACCCCAGUCAUCGUCACUCAAGCAGGUGGAGACUCCAAAACGGCGCCCUCCUCCCCCAUCAUGUCCCCAGAUGGCAGGUCUUUCUUUAAGGUUCAAGAGGUGGAGGCCAGAAUAGAGGAUACCAAGCGGCGUCUGUCAGAGGUGAUGUCAGACCCCCUGCAGCUGUUUAGUAAGAUCAUGGGGGAUGAGUCUGGCGUUGGAGCUGCUGGAAGCGCCGCUCAUCGCGCCAAAUCGCUGUCCUCUAGUGCCUCCGAGCUCAGCGGAGCCACAGCCGUAAACGGACACAUGGAAGGUAACAACAACUAUAGCAUCAAAGAAGAGGAAGGAGCAGAAGAGGAAGAAACCCCCACGGGCAAGGGCCCUGACUCUGUUUUUUUCUCCUUCCCACCUCUGGCCUCGGCCCCAGCCCUCACCCAGGCCUCCUCAUCCACUUUCCACCGGUCUCCUUCUCUCACGCUGGGCCGCUGCUCGAUGUCGGCUCUGGUGGCUCGACAGGAAGACGAGGACUUCUGCGAGUUGUACAGUGAGGACUUUGAGUUAUGUACUGAUACAGAAACACCGGAUGGGGAUUUUCCCGGGUCCCGGCAGCCCCACACUGGUAGCACUGGGCUGUGUAGUGAACUUGACACAGAGGAGGAGGAAAAAGAGGAGGAGGAGGAGGAGUUGGAGACUUUGCCUGUGACUGGCCUCAUCUUCCUGACGCAGUUGGUGUACUGGUAUAUAAUCCUUCCAGUGCCACCGUAUGUAUGUGCGGUGGUUCAUGGGAUUGUAGCUGGGUUCAUGCUGGCUUUGCUGAUCCUUUGGCUGUCCUCUCCCCGACGCUCCUCAUCAGGGACGAGAAGAGGGAGGCGAGGGAUAGAGCACUGGAAUGUGGCCCAGCUGGAUAUCAAAGAACCGGGAAUCUUCAAGGGCUGGAUGAAUGAGAUCCACAGCUACGACCCAGAGAUGUACCACGCCACCCUGACACACUCCAUAUACGUCCGUCUAGAGGGCUCUGUCCUGCGGCUCUCCAAGCCCAACCGAAAUAUCUCCCGCCGUGCCACACACAACGAGCCUAAACCUGACGUCACCUACAUCAGCCAGAAGAUCUACGACCUGACGGACAGCAAGAUCUACCUGGUGCCCCAAAGCUUGGCGAGGAAGAGAGUUUGGAACAAGAAGUACCCCAUUUGCAUUGAGUUGGCCAAGCAGGAGGACUUCAUGUCCAAAGCCCAGGGAGAGAAGCCUGAAGCUGGGGAGGAGAAAUUAACGGGGCUGGGUGAGAAACUGGAACGAGCGGACAAAUGCGAGAAAGUGGAGGUAUCAGGAUCAGCAGAGGAACCCAAAAGACCAACAUCUGGAGGUGGUGAUCUGACAAUCUACUUGUUUGGGAGGACAGGUCGCGAAAAGGAGGAGUGGUUCCGGAGAUUUCUUCUUGCAUCCCGGAUGAAGUCAGAGGGGAGAGGUCCAUCUGGCAUCUGCAAGAGUGCCUUCUUGCCCUCCCAAAGCCGCAGUAGCAGCCCCCAAUCUGGUGGCGGCCUGGAGGCCGACAGCAGGAGCAGCAGCCGGGGAAGCCUCGAGGAGCUGUCUCAGUCUCGCCACAGAGAGACCCCCUCUGCUCUCUCCUCUGCUUCCACUGGAGGGAUGAAGCAGAAGAUGAUGUUGGACUAUAAUGUCUAUAUGGCCAAGUAUGUCAACCCCCAGGCACCACAGAGAAGCCCGACUGCCACUGACAGCGCUGGGCCCAGUCCCGAAAGCAGCCCCAAAACUACCAAAAAGAUACGCACAAGUUCAGAGGAGACUGUGGAGCCUGAGGCCUGGGUCAAUGCUUUUGUAGGAAGAAUAUUCUGGGACUUCCUGGGAGAGAAGUACUGGGCCAAUGUAGUCUCCAAAAAGAUCCAGAUGAAGCUCAGUAAGAUAAGGCUGCCGUAUGUUAUGAACGAGCUGACUUUGACAGAGCUCGACAUGGGCUUUUCCAUCCCCAAGAUCCUCCAUGCCUCCAAACCCUCUGUGGACCAUCAAGGUCUGUGGUUUGAUCUGGAGGUCUCCUACACGGGCUCCUUUCUCAUGACACUAGAGACCAAGAUGAACCUGGCCCGUCUGGGGAAGGAGGGCGAGGGGCUCGGCGAGCACGGAAAAGAGUGGCCCAGGCCACGGACAUACUGUCUGGCAGACAGCGAUGAGGAAUCGUCUAGUGCCGGCUCGUCAGAUGAGGAGGACCCCCCAGAACUCCUCAGUGACAAAGCCAUUCUUCCUGGAGCCGAGGGCUAUGUGGGAGGCCACAGGCCCAGCAAGAUCAUGCGCUUUGUGGACAAGAUAGCCAAGUCGAAGUACUUCCAGAAAGCCACAGAGACAGAGUUCAUUAAGAAGAAGAUGGAGGAGGUGUCCAAUACGCCCCUGCUGCUCACAGUGGAGGUGCAAGAGUGCCGCGGGACGCUGGCUGUCAACAUCCCACCUCCCCCCACGGACAGGAUAUGGUACGGUUUUCGGAGUCCGCCUCACUUGGAGCUGAAAGCACGGCCUAAACUGGGUGAGAGGGAGGUAACUUUAGUUCACGUGACCGACUGGAUUGAGAAGAAACUGGACCAGGAGUUUCAGAAAAUAUUCGUGAUGCCAAACAUGGAUGAUGUAUGGCUACCCAUAAUGCACUCUGCCAUGGACACACGUUCUAAUGCCAACUUGGUUACUGUGACAAAUGAUGCCUUGAAGGACCCAGAACACGAGGAGUCUGAGGUCUCUGACAUGUGAAGACUUGCUGUUCAAAGUGCAUAGCGACGUACAUUUUAUCUCCAUGGCAAUAUGACAAGUCCCCGCCCCUCUCAAGAGACCUACAGGUGCAGCAACGGGCUGAACCAAUAUUUUUACCCAUGUUUCAGUCCCUUUGUUGCACCAGUCCGAUGCCACCCAUAAAGUGCAAUCAGUGUGCGAAGUGUCGGCGAGCUCGUAAGCAUCUGCGGCGACUAAAAGCAGGAGAACGGAGGAGAAUUGUGACUCGUAGAUUGUCAUCCAAUCACACAGUUUUAUAUGUGUGACAUCAGAUAUUGUGAUUCAUUCUCAGAUGAAAUACAACACACAGGGCAUGUCGAGACUGCUUUAACAAAUGUGCGUGGAUCAACAAACAGCCAUCAGAUUCAACCUGAAGAACCAUAAUACCUGUGAUGUACAGCUGCACCAAACAUGAUAGUUGUACAGUGUACAUUUUUCUUACAGAGUGGUUUAUUGUAACUAUGAGAAGACUGAGGCCACUGAAUAAGCGUGUGUCUGAGUGAAAAUUUGGGGUUGAUUUUGCUGAAAAAGCCCUCGCGUCUGUUGAUACACAUUUCACAGGGAUAUCAAACUCAUUGGUCACCCAUCCACACCUGCUGCCUGUGCCAGUCGCCUGGCACUUUUAUGCAAACAGAUCAACGGCACUGUGUCCAUCGAGGACACUAGGUCAGUUCAAAUCCACAAUGGACACUAUCACAACAUACAGCCUGUGUGCUUUUAACCGCGUGGUAUUGAUUAGAGCUAAACCUGACUUUAGAUGGGUGAAUUAAAACAUAUCUGCAAACACAGCAGCUGAACAUUGCCUAGGUCUGAUGAAUGUAUUAAUAGGAAUGCAGCUCCCUAGUUGUGCAAGGAUUAGCUCAUUCACUGACGACGUGCUUCUACGCAACAUGCUUCAAGACUUCUUUUCAUGUUAUAUUCAGAGUUGAGAAAACAUAAUAACUGUUUUUAUUGCCAAAGCAAUCUUUCAGUCCUGUCUGAAGGCUACUGUAUGAGGUAAAUGAUGACAAAUAAGCAAUCGGGUUCCUGUGAAGGCCGAAGUUUGGACAGCAGGAGACUGAAUCCCUUUUGUGAUUUUUUUUUUUUUUUAAAUGUAUAAAGAGAGGGAAAUAUG